AUGUCGUCAUCAGUAAGCCAAUUCAUCUCUGCGAUACCAGAAUCUGCUGCAAUCACAACAGCCACAUCAGCUAGUCCCAAUACCAAAUCGAAUCACAUUUAUCAAAUGUGGAAUGGCUUAGAAAAUGAUUUGACCACGAACAUACCAUUAAACCAAGAACGAAUUCAUGACAGUUUAUGUAGUGUUAAUGAUCUGUUAAUACACUUGUUGCAACCUAUUGGGCUAUGGACCAUAAGUUGUAUCAAUUUUGAUAGAUAUUAUGCUAUCUGCUCACCACUACAUUAUAACAACCUUUUUACGACAAAAAAGGUUACAAUUUUUUUAUGUAGCGGAUGGCUAAUAAUUAUCUUUACGAUUUCUCCAAUUUACCUGAUGCUAAUGAUAUCUGGCGAUCGUCAUGUCAUGGCUGUUUGCUGGUUUCGAAGAAUCGAUAUGCGUGCUGAGUGGGUGAAGAGUUUUGAUAAAGAUUUUUAUUGGUUUGAGGUGCAGAUUCUACUGACAACAUUAUUGACAAUAUUUUUGCCAAUCUCAUUGAUUGUAGCUUGUAAUAUUCGGGUUCUCACAAUAGCGAAUUAUCAACGCCAUCGCAUAGCCAGUGCUAUUUAUGAAUCUGUCUUAUCUGCUCAAGUUGCGAUUACGCAUCAGAAAAAUCCAUUUCCACCAAUUCCGAAUUUAUUCAAUCAGCCUUUCCCAUUAACAGUUCUUUACCCACCAAAACCAAAUCCAUUUGAAAUCAGGAGAAAUAGUCAGAAGGCUGCACUUGUUGUUAUGGAGUUGGUUGUGUCAGCUAUCAUUCUUUAUUGUCCAUACUAUCUCUUCGUAAUCAUCUUCAGUUUUCAACGUAAAAAUCAACGCUUUGCAACCAUAACAAAAGAGAGUGAAUCAACAGAGUUCAUGCUGAAUCUCAUCGUGUUUUGUGUCGAGUUUCUUCUUCUCUGUUCACCGACAAUAAAUGCGUUUCUUUACGGGUUUAAGAACAAAACCAUUCAAGAAAGUAUUCAACAUAUCUGGCGUAAGCGAAAGACCAAAAUCGAGCUUCAUUAUGAAAUUCAGGCACGCACACCGAGCACUUGUGGUUCUAGAAAAGCAAGUUUAACAGAGCUGACUUCUAAUAUUCCACAAAUGUAUCAGCCUCAACUCAAAAGACAAUUAUCAGAUUUCUUUUUUGGCACAUCAACUUCCCUAACAUCACAUUUCAAUGAUGACGUGGCGUUUUUAAAUUCACACAAAAUUCAUCGAACACCAUCUGACUCAUUAUUUAACACAACUAAGGGCCGGAGAUGUUCGCAAGAUUUUCAUCAUGAAUAUUUAUCGCCUAAUUUUGAUCCGCUUGGGAAAAUAACAAUCCCUUCGCCUUCUCCAUCGACUUCACCCUCAUCGCAUUUUCGCAAUGGAUUAUCUCCAAGCACAAGUUGCAACGGAAGAAGAAUUGGCAGAAAAAGAGCCACUUCUCACCGUACAAACCCGUUCAUUGGAUAA
Clunio marinus is the source of this 1479-nucleotide messenger RNA. NCBI's taxonomy places the organism in Eukaryota, Metazoa, Arthropoda, Insecta, Diptera, Chironomidae. The record is from the annotation of a GenBank genome assembly.